Molecule: messenger RNA, 648 nt
Organism: Micromonas commoda
Lineage: Eukaryota; Viridiplantae; Chlorophyta; Mamiellophyceae; Mamiellales; Mamiellaceae
Exons: 3
Coding region: 1-648 (215 amino acids)
Molecular function (GO): protein binding
Source: RefSeq, a predicted model, not a curated record
AUGAAGAAACGGCAGGACGCCAUCGAGGAAGCCUACGCCGCGCAGUGGGACGAGGGCAAGGGUUCGCAUCACCCCGACUACAACCCCCAGGCUAAGGGCAAGCACGUGAUGAAGGCGAGCCGCGAGACCGAGGAGCUGCUCCAGGCCAUCAUAAAGCUCAUUUACAAGAAGAUCGAGGAGGGCGCGGACGUCAACUUCGUCUUCAUGGAGGCGUAUAACGCCCCCAACGGGUACACGCCGCUCAUGUCCGCGUGCCAUCGCGGCCGCGUCGAAGCCGCCAAGGCGCUCCUUCGAUCCGGAGCUGAUCCCAACUACGAGAACGACGCCGGCGAUCUCACCUUGUUCUGGGGCAUCGACGGCGGCAUCGAGCUCAUCAAGGUGCUGCUGCAGUACGGCGCCGACAUCGACGCGACGUCGUCCAAGAAGGACUGGACGCCGCUGUCCUACGCGAAGGCGAUGGGCAAGUACGGGCUCACCUCGGAGAAGGGCAUCUACCCCGAGGACGUCCUCAAGUACUACGGCGCGACCAAGUACGGCAAGGGUCCGGAUUGCCUCGGCGUUAGGUCUCCGCGGGAGAGCUUCAACCCGAGCAAGGAGACGUUCAGCCGCGAUCGCGGUUCCUACCAGAAGGAGCCCGAGCACCCGUAG